AUGCUCUCUCGAUUCGCGCCCCGCGCCUUUGCUGCGCCCGUCAGAUCCAAUGCCGCCAGAUUCACCCCGGCAUUGAGGACUGUCACCACCGACGCCGCCAGCAGCCACGUUGAGAAGAGCGAUGUCCCACAGGAAGAUGACAAGCCCUUCCAAGUCCGCCUCAACGAUGAGGCUUUCGAGACCUACGAGCUGGACCCCCCUCCUUACACCCUCGAGACCACCAAGAAGGAGCUGAAGCAGAUGUACUACGACAUGGUGGCAGUGCGCCGCAUGGAAAUGGCCGCUGACAGACUCUACAAGGAAAAGAAGAUUCGGGGUUUCUGCCAUCUGUCCACCGGUCAGGAAGCUGUCGCUGUCGGUAUCGAGCAUGCCAUCACCAAGCAGGAUCACCUCAUCACCGCCUACAGAUGUCACGGUUUCGCCAUGAUGCGUGGAGGAACUGUGCGCUCCAUCAUUGGUGAACUCUUGGGCCGAAGAGAGGGAAUCGCGUACGGCAAGGGUGGAUCUAUGCACAUGUUCUCGACGGGCUUCUACGGAGGUAACGGAAUCGUCGGUGCGCAAGUGCCAGUCGGUGCUGGUAUUGCAUUCGCCAACAAGUACGAGGAGAAGGACAAUGUCACACUUGCACUUUACGGUGAUGGUGCUAGCAACCAGGGUCAAGUCUUUGAGGCUUUCAACAUGGCUGCCCUCUGGAAGCUCCCCGUCAUCUUCGGUUGUGAGAACAACAAGUACGGUAUGGGUACUGCUGCCAACCGUGCCGCAGCCCUGACCGACUACUACAAGCGUGGCCAGUACAUCCCAGGUCUCAAGAUCAACGGUAUGGAUGUCCUCGCCGUCAAGGCUGCCGUCAAGUACGGCAAGGAGUACUGCAGCGCUGGAAACGGACCUCUCGUCUACGAAUACGUCACCUACCGAUACGGAGGCCACUCCAUGUCCGACCCAGGUACCACCUACAGAACCCGUGAGGAGAUUCAGCGUAUGCGUUCGACGAACGACCCCAUCGCCGGCCUGAAGCAGAAGCUGGUCGACUGGGGCGUCACGACCGAGGAGGAGCUGAAGGGCAUUGACAAGGAAGCUCGCAGCCAUGUUGAUGAGGAGGUUGCAGCUGCAGAGGCUAUGCCGCCGCCAGACCCAACUCCUGAGGUGUUGUACGAGGACAUCUACGUCCGUGGAUCGGAGCCACAAUUCCUUCGUGGCAGGAUACCAGAGGAGAACUUCUACUACCCUGAACGUCCAGUGCAGGUUCCCAAGUCCCCAGCCCAGACUUAA
Molecule: messenger RNA, 1269 nt
Organism: Zasmidium cellare ATCC 36951
Lineage: Eukaryota; Fungi; Ascomycota; Dothideomycetes; Mycosphaerellales; Mycosphaerellaceae
Exons: 4
Coding region: 1-1269 (422 amino acids)
Biological process (GO): pyruvate decarboxylation to acetyl-CoA
Cellular component (GO): intracellular membrane-bounded organelle
Molecular function (GO): pyruvate dehydrogenase (acetyl-transferring) activity
Source: RefSeq, a predicted model, not a curated record